AUGUCUAACGAGAAUCCAUUGAGUGGCCACGACCUGGCAUAUCAAGAAGAUGUGAAACCUAGCUACGAUGGCGUGCCUGGCCAGGCUUUAGAUGCUGUUAGAAUGCGGUCAGCUCAGUUGACGCAUUCGUUGAGAAGGCUGCGAGACGAGCUAUCUAGAGCUGAGCUGCCGCAAUGGUUCUCGUUACAGUCGCAAUUGAAUGUUACUUUAUCGCAACUAAUGUCGUUGACCUCUACACUUCAGCAUUUCCAUGAUGUCCUUGAUUCAACUGCCGUAUACCCAUUGCCCAAUUUCCCAACAACAUCACAUGAAGGACUCUUGACGACUCUAUUACGGAAGAAGAACAUUCCUGAGGUGGAUGAAUGGAUCAUGGGAGCGAGGGAAGCUUCUGAUUUAGAUUCUCCAGCGCUGGAGGUCAACGAAGUCGAGAAGUCGCUGAAUGACGACAAGGAAGUUACCAAAUGGGCAUUACAAAUCUUUGUGCAAGAGUUUGAAAGACAUAACUACAAGGGCCUUCGCACAAGGGAAGAGAAUGCCGAAGAUGUAUUAAUGGAGGACACGAUUCAUAGUAGGAAGCCAAGGAAACCGUUCGAAGUUGAAGACAUUCUUUCGUACAUCUACAAAGGUAAGGAAUCGUGGGAGGACAGGUCGAGCAAUGAAGCAGCUGUGAUCAGUUGA
Molecule: messenger RNA, 678 nt
Organism: Torulaspora globosa
Lineage: Eukaryota; Fungi; Ascomycota; Saccharomycetes; Saccharomycetales; Saccharomycetaceae
Gene: MED8
Product: RNA polymerase II mediator complex subunit MED8
Exons: 1
Coding region: 1-678 (225 amino acids)
Biological process (GO): regulation of transcription by RNA polymerase II
Cellular component (GO): mediator complex; core mediator complex
Molecular function (GO): transcription coregulator activity; RNA polymerase II cis-regulatory region sequence-specific DNA binding
Source: RefSeq, a predicted model, not a curated record